GAAAAAUAGUCCUACUCUGCAAAUUAGAUAAACCGCCUUCAAAUUCUUCCGUCUCUCUCUCUCUCUCUCUCUGAAACGCAGAUAACUCGUUUUCUCUCUCUCAAUCCUUACCGGCAAUAAAUCAAAGAAUAUUCAAGCAUCGACAAGAGCAUGAUGAAGUUAAAGUUCGAAUACGAGGAGGAAUACAUAAGAAACUCGAGAGACGUUGAGUUGUUUGCUUGCAGAUGGGUUCCGUAUUCUUCUUCUCCCAAAGCUCUGAUCUUCCUCUGCCAUGGAUAUGGAAUGGAGUGUAGUGGCUUCAUGAGAGAAUGCGGGAUAAGGCUGGCAUCAGCAGGGUAUGCAGUGUUUGGGAUGGACUACGAAGGGCAUGGUCGGUCCAAGGGAGCUCGUUGCUACAUCAAGAAGUUCGGUAACAUUGUUAACGACUGCUACGACUACUACACCUCCAUUUCUGCGCAGGAAGAAUACCGUGAGAAAGGUAGAUUCUUGUAUGGAGAAUCAAUGGGAGGUGCAGUUGCCUUGUUGCUCCACAAGAAAGAUCCUUCUUUCUGGAACGGUGCCAUUCUCGUCGCUCCUAUGUGUAAGAUAUCAGAGAAGGUUAAACCACAUCCAGUGGUCAUAAACCUACUAACAAGAGUGGAAGAGAUUAUACCAAAAUGGAAGAUUGUUCCCACAAAAGAUGUUAUCGAUGCAGCUUUCAAAGAUCCGGUCAAGCGCGAGGAGAUAAGGAACAACAAGCUGAUAUAUCAAGACAAGCCAAGACUCAAAACUGCACUUGAAAUGCUUAGAACGAGCAUGAACCUCGAAGAAACUCUCCACGAGAUUACAUUGCCUUUCUUUGUCCUCCACGGUGAAGCAGAUAUUGUGACCGAUCCAGAGAUUAGCAAAGCUCUUUUCGAGAGAGCAAGCACACAGGACAAAACCAUUAAGCUUUAUCCAGGCAUGUGGCAUGGCCUGACUUCCGGUGAGCCUGACGCAAACGUUGACCUUGUUUUUGCUGACAUCAUCACUUGGCUUGACAUCCGGACCGGCGACUCCGCUUCUCUCACCGUCACUCCUGUACGGAAUUCUACAGCCAAUGUUCAAGAGGUCGUCGUUAGUAACGGUGGAGGGAAACCUAAACGGCAGCAUGCUAGUCUCCUUUGUGGGUUAAACGGUGGUGGACGGCGUUUGGUCCAUCGAUCUUCUAUGUAAUAAAUUAAACAGAGAAGAAUCUGUUUAACAAAUCUUGUGUUUUUUACAACUAUAUGGCAAUAUGGCAUCACUCAUCAGCCAUUAGGUAGAACCUAUGGACUCUUGUUCUAUGUCCUUUGGGAUAAUAAAAAAAAAAAUCAUU
This is a messenger RNA of Eutrema salsugineum, 1336 nucleotides long. Its product is annotated as caffeoylshikimate esterase. Gene Ontology annotation, cellular component: membrane. Bases 151 to 1194 code for a protein of 347 amino acids. The transcript is spliced from 7 exons. The record is from RefSeq and is a predicted model, not a curated record. Gene Ontology annotation, molecular function: lipase activity. NCBI's taxonomy places the organism in Eukaryota, Viridiplantae, Streptophyta, Magnoliopsida, Brassicales, Brassicaceae.